Lagopus muta (rock ptarmigan) is the source of this 17258-nucleotide messenger RNA. Its product is annotated as zinc finger protein 501-like. Gene Ontology annotation, biological process: regulation of transcription by RNA polymerase II; central nervous system development. The record is from RefSeq and is a predicted model, not a curated record. The transcript is spliced from 6 exons. Lineage: Eukaryota; Metazoa; Chordata; Aves; Galliformes; Phasianidae. Gene Ontology annotation, cellular component: nucleus. Bases 11292 to 12683 code for a protein of 463 amino acids. Gene Ontology annotation, molecular function: DNA-binding transcription factor activity, RNA polymerase II-specific; RNA polymerase II cis-regulatory region sequence-specific DNA binding.
AACACUCUCUAUGCCCUUUCCUAUCCAAAGGUCCUCCUACAGGUUGGGGAGGGCAAAGCAGUUAAGGUUUACCCGCGGCAAUUAGACACAGAGUCUGUUGUUUGUGCAGAACAAAAGCUUUCAUUGUGCACAGUGAACUGGAACAACAUGCUCUUGGUCAAGUGUCUCAUUAAUCGUGACCCUUUUGCUGCAUGCGGCAGUGCUGGAUCUUCCAUCCUGCCCUGAAGGAGAUGGCACUAGAGCUGGGCUCGUCCCUCUCGUGCCGUCCCGUGGCACACAGGCCACUCACCUCCGUCAGCCACCCUCCUCAGGUUUGCCGCUGGUCAGCUUGACCUUGACAGCAUAGCGGUUAGCCUAAAGCUCCCUGAUUGCAGGAUAUGUACAGCCUUACCAAGAGAUGGAGGAAUGGAAAUCCCUCAGUGUGGGACUCCCUCCACCAAUUGGACACCAUGGGGUGGAGCAGGAAGUAGGCGUAGGUGUACAAAUAUGAUGGUGACAGUAGGAAAAAGGACCUGAAUUCAGUGUACAGCUAUAGACAGGCCUCAGUGUAAGACCGUUCCUGAGAACUAGAAGGACAUUAUGUAGGAGGAUAUUAGUGCUUCAAUGGAACAGCUCCUCCUCCAGGGAUACUGAGAACCUCUUGGAAAAGGGUGAAGCGGGGAAUAACCCCCUUAUAGACAGGCCCUCUGGGUUCCAUAGUUUUAUGGGAUGGUUUAUUCCUAGCCUAGGAGUAAAGGAAUCAGAAAAGGCAAUUGUCAGUAUAGCAGCUACACUAGAGAAUAUCAAGAACUCAACUAUGGAUGCUAUACUUGGACUGCAGACAGAGGUGUCCUCUCUUCAUCAAGUAGUAUUGCAGAAUGGAACGGCUCUUGAUCUCCUGACAGCCAAAGAAGGAGGGGUGCACGCUGGAAGUAAUCAAAACUGAGAAAACUCAAAGAAAAGAAACAGAUGUGCAUGCUGAACUGUGGGAACAAACUCAGGUGAUCCACCACGUUAUUUUGGAUAAUACCUCGUCUGGACCUACAGAACUGUGGAGCAGAUUAACCAGUUGGUUAGCGAGCUUUGCCUGGCUAAAGCCACUCUUCAUGGUGCGCGCAGUCUUACUCUUGGAAUAUUCGUAUGCGUUGUUACGUUGUUUCUUGAGUGUGUUUAAUGGAAACAGCAUAAGAUACGCCAAAAGAUGGAGAGCGGGGCUUGUUUUUCAUGUUUUUCAUAAAUCCCCAGGACAGAAUGGCAUCAUCUAGCGACGUGACGCUUGCUAGAUUAUAGAAAAGGGGGGAAUUGAUAUGGAACAUAUUUCUGUAGAAUUGUUUUGGAAUUAUGUACCAUGUAAGGAGGUGUAGAGUGAACAAAGGCGAAACAGAUGCUUCUGGCACUCAUGCUCACUUACUGGUUCCUUGCUGUAUCACUACAACUAGGAACAAGAGCUGCAAUCACAAUAACUCAGCAAUUGGGGUGGAGAAUAUGACAGUAACAUGUUGGAACUUGCAAUAUCAGAAUAAUCUAUGUUGGAAAUAAUCCAAGUAAUUUUUGUCAGGACGGUAUCUCUGAUAACAGCAGAAUUUAUUCGCGAUUGCAAUGGCGGGCGUCCCACAAGUAGGAGCGUGCCUAUGGACACAACAUGGCAGCCUUUAUACCCUGUUUGCUCCCCCUUGCCUGCCCCCUCCCCUGUUUCCCCACUGGCUGGGUACACAAUCUUAUGGCUGGUUCACAAUCUUAUCAGAAGGUUUACAUUUGCUAUUUACUUGUUCAUUUAUUUGUUAUCUGGUGUCAGUCAGUAAUCAUCCUGUUGUUUCCAAGAUGUCUCGGUGCUCUCCUUGUCCUAUUGAUAUGGUGAUUUUCUUUAAAGUCAUUAUCAUAGUUAAACAAAGAGCACUGGGGGAUGAUGUCAGGCCUUCCCAAUGUUUCUUCAGGCGCUUUCUCGGGCAUGCCAUGGCUUGUUCUCUGGUUUGCUCUCAUGCAGGAUAUUCUUGCAGUGUGUAUGGCAAAAUAUACAUAUAUACACCUAUAUACAGAGUGUGUUCCUGGGAAGGUUCGUCUAUAAGAUAAGUGAUGUAAACUUAUCAGAGAUCUUCCCCAAGUUAAGUAGAGGGACUCCCAAAAUGAACUAUGAUAACGGAGAUCAUAAAAUAAAAAUAAUAUUAUACAAUUCUAAUGCCAAAACAACAUUUGAUUCCCACAUCUACACCUACUUUCUCAGAAUCAGUCAAAAUAUCCUCUCAUAUUCUUGCGUAUGUACAACUUGUCUCUACAAAUAUUCUUAAACUUCCCAUGUACAGUGUUGUUGGAAAUAAUCCAAGUAAUUUUGUCAGGACGGUAUCUCUGAUAAAAGCAGAAUUUAUUCGCGAUUGCAAUGGCGGGCGUCCCACAAGUAGGAGCGCGCCUAUGGACACAACAUGGCAGCCUUUAUACCCUGUUUACUCCCCCUUGCCUUCCCCCUCCCCUGUUUCCCCACUGGCUGGGUACUCCAGGUUCACAAUCUUAUCAGAAGGUUUACAUUUGCUAUUUACUUGUUAUCUGGUGCCAGUCAGCAGUCAUCCUGUUGUCUCCAAGAUGUCUCGGUGCUCUCCUGGUCCUAUUGAUAUGGUGAUUUUCUUUAAAGUCAUCAUCGUUAAACAAAGAGCACUGGGGGAUGAUGUCAGGCCUUCCCAAUGUCAGGCGCUUCCUCGGGCUGCCAUGACUUGUUCUCUGGUUUGCUCUCGUGCAGGAUAUUCUUGCAGUGUGUAUGACAAAAUGUACAUAUAUACACAUAUAUACAGUGUGUUCCUGGGAACUAUGAUAGCGGAGAUCAUAAAAUAAAAAUAAUAUUAUACAAUUCUAAUGCAGAAACAACACUUGAUUCCCACAAUUCCCCCCUUUUUCUUUUUUAUACAUUGUUGAUUUCUGCAAUUCUUUAAGGUUCACUUUUAUAGACAUCGCCCUCAUCUUCACUUUCUUUAUCUCCCAUCUCCUCUAAUACCAAAAUUUUUUCCAAAUGUCAUGGCUCCCUUAGUGCUUGCUUCAAUAGUGCUCUCUCUAUCAUUAUUAUCUACAUUAUUAUAGUAAUUAUUAUAUCUAUAUUACUAUCUAUUAGUGCUCACUCUACUAGUCCCCUCACAAAGGGGGUAACACAGCAACCAGUGGCCAUCAAGGCUCCUGCUGCUACUAUCAAAGAAGUAAAUGUAGAUACAAUCACCCCUUUCCAUUUACCAAACCAGAACUCCAACCAUCCAGUGACAGAAGUAUCUAUUCCUGAUUUCUUUUCUGCCACUUCAUUGCCAAGGGUGGCACCAAGUCCUUGCACUGCCUUCAUUAUUAUGUCAUCCAGAGCUGUGUUAUUGGGAUAAAGGUGCAACAACGAGUACCCAGUGUUACAUAUACAUUCCUUUAUCAUAUCUUAGGAGAUCCUAUUUUCUCAGGCCACCCUACUUGUGGCAUAUAACUGUCCUGCAAUUCUCUUUAUUGCACUCCUUGUAUAAUUUGUAAAUCUCCAUUGAUUAUAACAGAUGUAGUUAACCCAAUCUACAUUCUUGUUGAUCAUCACCCACCAGGACAGUGACUCAAACCCUGCAACAGUUUGAUUUCUUGCCUUAAAAUCAUCAGGAACAACAAGAAGAAAAAAAGUUUAAAUCCUUAGCUUGCCCACAUACCAAACAAUAUUGAUAUGUAAUACAUAAGUAUUUACAUCAAAUGCUGCACUCAUCAAAUCAAAAUUUCUAACAGUUACAAGAGCCCACAUUUCUGUCCUUAGAUUCACAAUUUUAAGGGUCCAGCUGAUUUCAGUUCUCAUUCUGUUUGAGGGACCUUCUUACCUCUAGUAUGAUAUAUCCACAAUGCUUUCACUGUUGUGUGGGAUGUUAGCAGCACCUGGAACAGACCUACCCACCUUGGUCCCAGGGGCGAAUCUUAAAAGAGAUUUGUUACAUACAUAUUAUCGAGCCAUAUCAAGGCCUUGGGCUCUAGUUCCUAGAACCAGUUUCUCUUUUUCUCAAAGCUAUUCCUGCAGACUAAUCACAUGCUCAGUUAGUAUUUUGCUCCCUACUUGGGUAGAAAUCCCCUUUUGUACAACAUAAGGCCUUCUGUACAGUAUUUUGAAAGGACUUAACCCAUCUUUGGCUCUAGGUUUUGUUCUGGUACUAAGGAGAGCCAAAGGCAACAACUGUGAUCAGGAUAGUCCAGCUUCCUGUCCCAGUUUUACACCCUGUGAUUUAAUUAGACAGUUCAUCUUUUCCCCCUGACCACUCGCCUGUGGUCUGUGUGCUGUGUGCAAUUGCCAAUUUAUUCCCAAUGCUUGCUGACCUCUUGGACAAUCUCUGCAAUAAAACGAGUUCCCUGGUUGAAGGGUAUUGUUGCAGGACACCCAAACCUUGGAAUAAUCUCCUGCAAAAGCACCUUGGUUACUUUCUUGGCUCUAUUGGUCCUGCAAGGGAAUGCUUCUGGUCACCCUGAAAGGGUAUUGGUUACAACUAGCAUAUAUCAAAACCCUCAUUUUUCCUGGCAGUUAAAAAAAAAUCAAUUUGCAAUUGUUGUCCUGGAAGGUUCCCUUUCCAACAAGCCCCACUCGUACCCUGUUCCUGGUACUAGGAUUGUACAGUUACUUUCUGGUGUCUGAACCCCCCCAUGUUUUAUUAUGUUCCCUUAGAACCAAAUGCUAUAAAAUACUAACGGGCACAACAGUGUGUCCAUCUGGGUAUGCACCCAUCUGUCAGCUUGCUCUCUUCCCUUCAUUCAUUAGAUUCCUAUCCUUUCUAGAGUACCUUAUAGGUUCUGACUAAGGUUCAGGUAUUUCAAGUGUACCGUCUGGAAUUAAAGCUGUUCACCAAUUUCUUUUCCUUCAGCUGCCUGUUUUGCCACCUGAUUCAUCAUCAUAUUUCCAGUUUCCUGUACAGUGUCACUCUUCUGAUGUCCUUUACAAUGUAUAACAGCCAUGAUGUUCUUUGGUAGAUUUACAUCAUGCUGAAUUUGUUUUCCUUGUGUGUAAACAAUCCUUGCUCUUUCCAGAUGGUACCACGAGUGGGUACCACCCCAAAAGCAUAUUUAGCAUCCAUCCAUAUAUUUAAGGUUCUUGUCAAGGCAAUUAUUUCAGCCUUCUGAGUGGAAGUCCCCACAGGUAAUGGUUGUGCUUCAAUUACCCUGUCAGUAGCAGUUACUGCAUGUCCUGCCUUACGGUUUCCUUGUCUUCACAAAACUGCUUCCGUCGAUGAAUCCAGGACUCCUCAGCAUCGUCCAGGACUCCUCAGCAUCGUCCAACGGUUCCUCCUGUAGCUCUGACCAACUUGCACAGACAGCCUCCAUGCAGUCGCACAUUGCUGGCUUGGAGGCAGCUCUGCGUUGGUGUUCUGGGUGUUCAGCAAGUUGCUUCCUUCUCUUUGAUCAGUUGUUCUUUCUGUUGAGAAACUUGAUAGCCAUUUAAAUCAAGAAAUUCAGCAAGCUCACAGUCUAUUGCACACAGCCCUUUGUUACUGUAGCAUCCACGUACUGCAGUAAAGUUCCACUGUGAGAUGGUGAACCCAAAUCUCAGGCUCACGAGUUGACCAGUUCUCAAAAAUCAUUGGGCUGUUCUCACAACCCUGGGUAACACUGUGCAGGUUAACUGAAUUAUUAUUAUUAUUAUUACUUUUAAUUAUUAUUUUUUUUUUCUUCUCUCCAUAUUUGAGUUUUUCUAUUCAAAGGCAAAUAAUUUUAGACUUUCUUUUGCAAAACCAGGCAGAAAAAGGUGUACUUCAAGUCCAGAACGGUAAAACCCACCUACUUAUUCCUUAACUUGGUUAAUAAAGAUAUACACCAUGUGUUGUAUAUAUUCAACUUUUCUAUUAAUUGCCCUCAAACCUUGUACCAAACGAUAGCUCUUGCCAUCCAAUUUUUCAUUUGCAAGAUUGGGUGUUGUAUUUGGAUUUCUAUCCAAUUAGUAAUCCAAAAUCCAAAAAGUUAUUAUUUCUUUUACCCUCCUACAAUAUCGUAUCCUCAAAAGGCAUUGCUUUACCCUGGUUGGGCUGGCUCCCAUCUUUAACUUAACUUUCAUUGGGCUGCAUUUUUGGCUCUGCCAGGCAUCCCUGAUGCCUGCAAUCCUGUGUAUACCCAAUGUAGGAUUUACGUAACUUCUGGGAGUACAACAUUGCUUUUCCCAGUUUGUGUUAAAGCCAGACUUAAAAUUUUCAGUCCAUUGCUCUUGCUUGACAAGUAGGUCCAAUCGUCUCUACUGAAUUUAAUCUCCACAUUCAACUAUUCUAACAUGUCAUGCCCAAAUAAUCGUUUUGGAGAACCCGGCAUGUACAAGAAUUUAUAUAUUCCUACUUGUUCUCCUAGCCUGUAUUUAAUUGGUCCAAAAAAAAAUAAACUUCUCUUGCCAGUAGCUGCUACAACUAUUACAAAAAUCAUCUACGGGUAACAGUAAGACGCACCCAGAGGUACCAGAAAACAAACCUCUUCAGCCUGCUUCCCCUGCUGCUUUCAGUCCUGGCAGGGUGGAACUCUCCCUGAGUCCUUCCAGGCUCCCCUUACCUCUUCUUCUAGGUAAGGACAUCCCUGUUAACCUUGCUCAACUUUGCAUUCCCCAAGCCCUUUUCACUUCCCAAACUCUCAUCAUCACAGCCAUUACUAACAUUGUAUUUCAGUUUCACUCCCUUCUCUCCCCAGGCUUCCAGUGCUCACACUGAUACCGGGUUUCCCCAGCUCUGCAGAUGCCGGCUAUUCUCACUUCCAAUGUCCGUCCCAUCCCCAUUCACAAGCACUGCACCCUUCACAUCACAGCGGGAGGCUCCAGCCCCCAGCUCUUUCUCCCACUCCAAGUUGUUCUUACAAGCCGCAGUGGGGGGGUGUGCGGGGAUGUGUUCUCGUGCCGGCCCAACUCUAAUAUCCCAAACUCACUGUUUUCCUUCACCUUUUUGCCAUUUUUUUUGUUUGUUUGUUUGUUUUUCCACAAUUCCACUAUUUGUACCCUCAACUGCAAUUCCACAUACCAUUAACAAUUGCAAUUCCGCAUACCAUUAAAAACUGCAUUGCCACAUAAUUUCCAUAUACCGUUAACAACUGCAUUUCUACAUACUAUUAAAAUUGCACUUCCACACAAUUUCCACAUACCAUUAAAAAUUGCAUUUCCACAUAAUUUCCACAUACCAUUACAAGUUGCAUUUCUGCAUUUCCAUAUACCAUUAAAACUGCGUUUCCACAUACCAUUAAAACUGCAUUUCCACAUAAUUUCCACAUAUCAUUAAAAGUUGCAUUUCCACACAAUUUCCACAUACCAUUAAAAUUGCAUUUCUUCAUUUUCAUAUACCAUUAAAAACUGCAUUUCCACAUAUCAUUAAAAGCGGUAUUUCCACAUAAUUUCCACAUACCAUUAAACCAGUUUCUCCUAGUGCCUUCACAAUCCACAAAUCAAACAACAGAAUUCCUCAACUUCCACAAACACCCAGCACUUGGUCUCAUGAUUAGGGCACUCAAUUAUACAACUGGUCCCAUUACUCCAUUUACGUUCCUGGUUUCUUAUUCAAUAUUCCCCCUGGCUCACCAACAAUGUUUCUCCAGUGAGCCAAAAUACAACCCAGGGGGUCUUCUCAUAUCACUUUAGACACCCCUUGUUCCAUAACAGCCUCAUACACAACAUAACAUAACACAACACCUUCAGGACAUAAACAUUUAACAAUCAUAAAGACAGUGACAAUAAUCAGUACAAUUUAUCCUCAGGAUCCUUCCUCUCUCUCUGCCUUCCUCCAGAGCUCAACCUUCCCUCUGUAUUCAUUUCUCACACUUGCGUAGCUGCCAACCUCCUUCUCCAAUAAUCAACAUAUCAACGAUAAACAUCAUUUCCAUCCAUGAGUACAAAUUAGGCCCUAGAAAUUGAUCUAAUUGUUCUGCUACACUUAUAGGAUCCUCAGUUAAGGAAUUCUUCUUGCAACUCCUAACUUCUCUUCUAGUAAAAACAGCAGGCAUUACCGCACCUUUUUUCCCUUUGACCUAAGACUGCCUUAAGAGGACAAAGUGAAGUAUUAGUAAGGUUAGUAUUAGAGAAAGGAAAACUAUCCAGGUCCCAUUCGCAUUACUCCAACUCCCUCAGUAAUUGAGAGCGCAUCCUCUCUCCAGGACCCUGCACAGAUCAGCAGCACCCACUUUCCUCCUCUGGAGAGGUCACCGCUGCUUUAAAAAUUGCACUGCUUUAGAAAUUAAAGGGGGGGGGGAAGUUACCUAAGGGAUCCCAUUUAUGAUCUUUCUGCUUCUCUUUCCCAUUUCCUUUGAACUUGGACUCCUCGCGAGGCACAUUUCUUUACUCCUUGCACUCAUUAAGCGACUUAAGCCAAUUCUGUUUCAGAAAAAGGAGUCUUACUGUUGACAUAUAAAUACAAAGUCUGAUAGGCCCAAUUUUCGUCAGACUCCUAUUUUGGUCAAAAAAAAAUGAUUUUCCCUGUAGUGGCUCCCUACUGUAUACAGUAUUUAAACAUCUUUUCCCUGUUCUUUUCCUAGUUUUGGGAUUAUUUUCCAAUUUUGAAACACUUCUCCCAAGGGGCUGGCUCUCUCUAGGCACCAUUCCGGGGACCUUUUUCCCCUGCUCUCGGGAACUCCUAUUACCCAUCCCUCCAGAAUGCUACUGUGAACUCCCCAGCUCACAGGUUACCACAUUCUGAUUCUCGGAUUUUGGGCCCAAUCCCUCAGGAGUACUAGACUCCUAUCUCGGAUUAAUAGGGGUGUACUGCUGGCACUUCGUCAAGCGCACAGGGUACCGCACACCAACAGUUCCCUCCCGAGACUCUUCCUUUCACCAACACAGCCGCUUCGUCCGUCCCUGGCCGUGCCCCUCGCGGGACAGCGGAACCGCAGGUCGGGACUCAGCACUCGCUUCGCACUGACAGCGCGUCUCAGUCACACACACUCAAAGAGUCUCAACCGACCCCCAAGGAAAGAGUUAAAUCCCCUUACCUUGGUCCGUGCACGAAGUUACCGGGUCGCAAUGGCCAACACCCGUGCCUGCCUGCCCCUUGGCUUUUACAGAGUCCGUCCUCUAUGAAACAGUCUCGGUUUUUUAUCGGCCGUACCAAGGAGUCACCUCACCACCCAGACAGGACCGCUGAAAUCAGCGGGGUGCACCUAUCCUGUGCAGGGCAGUAGGGAAACUCUCAAAGAGGCGAUAAUAAUCCCGGACGAGCCCCCAAAUUGUUGGAAAUAAUCCAAGUAAUUUUUGUCCGGACGGUAUCUCUGAUAAAAGCAGAAUUUAUUCGCGAUUGCAAUGGCGGGCGUCCCACAAGUAGGAGCGCUCCUAUGGACACAACAUGACAGCCUUUAUACCCUGUUUACUCCCCCUUGCCUUCCCCCUCCCCUGUUUCCCCACUGGCUGGGUACUCCAGGUUCACAAUCUUAUCAGAAGGUUUACAUUUGUUAUUUACUUGUUAUCUGGUGCCAGUCAGUAGUCAUCCUGUUGUCUCCAAGAUGUCUCGGUGCUCUCCUUGUCCUACUGAUAUGGUGAUUUUCUUUAAAGUCAUCAUCGUUAAACAAAGAGCACUGGGGAUGAUGUCAGGCCUUCCCAAUGUCAGGCGCUUCCUCGGGCCGCCACGGCCUGCUCUCCGGCCCGCUCCCGCGCAGGACACCCCCGCAGUGUGCACGACAAAAUGUACACAUAUACACCUAUAUACAGUGUGUUCCUGGGAACUAUGACAGCGGAGAUCAUAAAAUAAAAAUAAUAUUAUACAAUUCUAAUGCAGAAACAACACUUGAUUCCCACACUGGGAAGGUUCGUCUAUAAGAUAAGUGAUGUAAACUUAUCAGAGAUCUUCCCCAAGUUAAGUAGAGGGACUCCCAAAAUGAACUAUGAUAACGGAGAUCAUAAAAUAAAAAUAAUAUUAUACAAUUCUAAUGCCGAAACAACAUUUGAUUCCCACAUCUACACCUACUUUCUCAGAAUCAGUCAAAAUAUCCUCUCAUAUUCUUGCGUAUGUACAACUUGUCUCUACAAAUAUUCUUAAACUUCCCAUGUACAGUGUGCAGGUUAGGAAAGGCUACUCCUUCUGCACCCAGCAUGUGUGCAUAGUGCUGUAACUCAAAAUAUACCUGCUCUAUAACCACUUUGUGGUUAUUGAGUUUGAUUUUCAGCAAGUCAUCCUGUUCAGGCCAUGAUCUGUGUUCUUCCACACAUAUGGAAGUUCUACUUAGCCUUGAGAGAGACAGAAGUGAGAACACUUGGAAGAAUGUGGUAAACAGUGUCCCUCCCAAACUGGACGAGGGUGGGUUUGAUCGUUUGUAUUCUUUUGAUUUUUCAUCUCCAGAGCAGUGUCCAAAAGAGGAUGCGUGACCUCCUCUGCGACAGGGGUACCGGCACUUUUAAUGCAUUACUGAACAACUGCUUUCUGGAAAGCUUUGAUGUGAGCAGAGGAAAUACUUUUGGUCAUCUGUACAGCUGAGUUAUCAGCACAAAGGAAAGAGAUGCGGCUGUGAUCACAGGAAAGUUCAGAGGAACAUCCCCUGCAGAAAGAUGCGUAGAGUUUAAACACUGCCAAGUGAAACUAGGAAUCCACUCUUGCCCCAAAGACCAUGCAAUAGAACAGGAAGCAGUCUUUCCCGAACACAAACCCCCGGUUACCCCGAGGUUGGUUCCUUCUGGGUGGCCUUAAAGUCUGAAAGUAUACAGCAGCGAACAGCAGAGCCGGCCCUCGUACAGCAGACAGCUUAACCAUGCUCAUGCCUUGCAAAGAAGACCGAAUUGAGAAAGCAGGACAGGAAGUUGUUGCAAAUAGAACUCACUUGCUCAGCGAGUAGAAACGUGACAUCAGUGCCAUGGGCAGCGCUCAGUGAGCAAGUGCGCCAGCUGCAGGGAGAUGCUGCCCUCGAGAGCAGGCAGCCAGAGAUUGCCUCUUGCUGGGAGCUGCUCGCGGGUGAGGGGAGUUAAAGGAACGCCAGGACAGCAACGUGGGGACAAGGCUGUGCGAAUGUCCCCAGCAAAGGAAGCAAAGAGACCCAGUAGACAGCGACGCUUCAUUAGCGUAACAAAACGCAGCCCCCAUCCCUCCCUUCCCCGGGUGCAGAUGUGCCGGAGAACGAGCUGUGAAACUGCCCAAGGCCUGGCAGCCGGCUCGGGGCGUGCUCGCUGUGGGAACUGCUGCCCGGCACCUGAGGCUGUGCCGAAGCGGCCAGAGCCUGGCCGGAAGCCAUCCGGGCAGCACCGCGAAGGCAGGAGGAGCAGCAAGGCCGUGCUGCGGCCAGCUCCGGGCUGAGGGCACUCGGCAUCCUCUGUUCUCCGCGACUCGCAGGAGCCCGGUUGCCUGCACCAGAGGCGGGAGCAGCCUGCUCCGCACCCAAGGCUCCGGUUCAACUUCUGCCUUCCAGCCAUGAUCAUCUCACGUGCAGGAGAGUCGCAGAUGGCCACAGCACAUCCAUCUCAGGAGCCCGUGAGCUUUGCGGAGGUGGCCGUGUAUUUCAGCAGGGAGGAGUGGGCGCUGCUGGACCCUGCGCAGCGAGCGCUCUACCGGGACGUGAUGCUGGAGACGUACCAGUGCGUGGCCUCGCUGGCUCCACUUCCAGCCCCCAGACCAGUGCUGAUCUCCCUGCUUGAAGGCGGGGAAGAGCCCUGGAUCCCAGAUGUGCGUAGCCCUGAGGCCGUGCCAGGAGACCUCAGCCCAGCAGGAACUGGGGUUACAGAUCUACUGGAGGAUCUGCAGGAAAGUGGUGUGGCCAGAAGGCGAUGGGGUGGUGUCUGUGUGGAAGAAAUCAGAAGGGAUGUCCAAGGAGGCGUGGAGCAAGGUCAGGCAGAGCACAUCACCACGAUGCCACUGGGAAAGUGUCUGCAAGAGAAAGGAAGGAGCCCACUGGACUCGAACAUAGGUCAAAAGGAGCGUGAAGAACCCAGGAGCAAGAAUGUGUGCCAGAAGGAAAAGCAGAAUCCAUGCACAGAGUGUGGAAACAGCUUUGAAAAAGAUUCCAGCAUCGUUAACCACCAGUGCAUACGCUCAGCAAUGAGUGCAUACAAGUGCACUGAAUGUGGGAAGAGCUUCAAAUGGAGAUCCAAACUCACCUACCACCAACGCAUCCACACAGGAGAGAGACCCUACAAGUGCUGUGAGUGUGGGAAGAGCUUCAAAAGCAGUUCUUAUAUGAAGUACCACCAACGUAUGCAUUCAGAGGAGAGACCCUACAAGUGCUUUGAGUGUGGGAAGAGCUUCAAAAGCAGUUCUUAUAUGAAGAGCCACCAGCGUAUUCACUCAGAGGAGAGACCCUACAAGUGCUUUGAGUGUGGGAAGAGCUUCAAAAGCAGUUCUGAUUUGAAGAGCCACAAACGCUUCCACUCAGAGGAGAGACCCUACAGGUGCUCUGACUGUGGGAAGAGCUUCAAAUGGAGAUCCCAACUCACCUACCACCAACUCACACACACAGGAGAGAGACCCUGCAAGUGCUGUGAGUGUGGGAAGAGCUUCAUUUGCAAUUCCAAAUUGAAGCUUCACCAGCGUAUGCACUCAGAGGAGAGACCUUACAAGUGCUCAGAGUGUGGGAAGAGCUUCUCAAGGAGUUAUGAUUUGAAGUGCCACCAGCGCAUCCACACAGGGGAGAGACCCUACAAGUGCUCUGAGUGUGGGAAGAGCUUCAAGAGCAGUUCUGCACUGAAGCAGCACAAGCGCAUCCACACAGGGGAGAGACCCUUCAAAUGUCUGGAGUGUGAAAAGAGCUUUAAACACAGAUCUGAUCUCAUCACCCACAAGCACAUCCACAGCACACAUGGGCUGUAGAAGCAUAUCAAAACUUUGGGAACCUUCAAAAGUAGUUCCAGCCUCAUUACCUACCAGCAGAGCCACACAAGAUACAGAGCCUGCAGAGCUCCAAACAUGGGAACAGCUUCAGCCAGAGUCUCAGCCUGGUCACUGGGCUUUGUGCAGAGGGCAGAGUUCCUCACUGGCCCUACAAGUGUUUCUGGUGCAUGACUGGCACCCUCUGCAGAUGGGACUUAACCCAGGAGCUUCAGAUGGCCUUUCCUUGCUACCCAGAGCAGUUCUCUCACCAUGCCCGGUUUCUUCUGCUCUUCCUGCCAGCAGCUUUUUGAUGCCAUUUCCUAAGGAGAAGUGGCUGUGCAGGGAUGUUCUGUGUGUCUGUGUGCAUGUGUUGCUCUCAGUAAUUUGUGAGUGCACUGAUGAACCUGAGAGAAGGGUCAGGACAGCAGUAACGUGGCUGUUGGAGGUUUUCUGAGAAUCAUCUGUAGUGGAAGGCGUAGAGGGUGAAUAAAGAAGCUCAGUUGUUCUGAAUCUUUCUUCAGUGUAGUCUUGUUUGUUGUUCUUACAAUGAAUGUCAGCAUGUGGAAUGAGGAGAGGGAAAGGUGCAAGCAGGAUUUGGUUUGGGUGCCUCCUCCAGACCAGUGCUUGCUUCUGUAGAAGACGUUUUGUUCAUACAAUCCUAUCAUCCUUCCUAACCGUGCUGCGCAGUGGUUCUACUGCUUGAGGAAGACUGUUAAGCAAAACAGACCUGGCUGGCCUGAAAGGGUCAAACAGGGAACACGCGGCCCCUCCUGAAAGGGAAGGACUGCCAUGUGAAACUAGCAAGCAUAAGCUACAGCUUCUUCGUUCCAUGACCAAGAGCAGAACAUGUUCUGUGAAGAGAACGCCUUUUGAUCACUGUACUGAUCAUAAUACAAAAGAGUUAAUUAAGCAAUGAUGUAUUGCUGUCAGCCACAUGACUGUUAUCUGAUUUAAGUAUUGUAUACUCCUGUAGCUAAAAGAUAUAAAAACCCUGUAACAACAAUAAACUUUGCAUUUGCGCCACCAGAGCCUUAAGCCCGUCUGUCCCAGGCGUCUUGAGCUGGUCUCCGUCAUUUGGUGCCGAAACCUGGGAAUCUCGGACUCCAUAUGACAAAGGCGUCGCUUCCUCCCACGAGCCGCGGUUGGUAAGUUAAAAUAGGGAGGUAAGGACUAGGGAAUUGGACAGAUUGUUAAAUAAAAUGGGACAAGCUGCAAGUACAGAACAAGGCAUUUUUUCUGCAAUGCUGAAAUCAUUAUUAGUUGCCCGAGGAGUAAAAGUGACUCGGGGUCAGAUUAGUCAUUUUUUAGAUUUUAUAGAGGAAGUAUGCCCCUGGUUUCCCAGGGAUGGAACUAUUAAUAUUGAAACUUGGAAUAAAGUAGGUGAAAGACUCCAGGGCUAUUAUGCUGUGCAUGGUCCUGAGAAGGUACCUAUUGAUACCUUUACGCUUUGGACUCUAAUAAAAGAAUGUCUCAGAGGAGACACGGGAGAUGAGAAGUGGCAGCGGACCACUCGCUCAACAGAAAAGUUAUAUCCUGCCUUGUCGCGAUCAAAAUCUCUUGAUCAUCUCCCUUCGUCUAUGCCAUCGGCACCCCCACUGUCCCCUCCCCAAUAUGAGCAACCUUUGAUUUGUAAAUUAGCAAACGACUUGCCGCCUUGUAAACCUCCUGGCACUAACAUAACAAAGGAUAUUUUACCCCCUGAUGAUUGGGGAGAGUUAGAAAAAGAGGCUGCUGAAUAUCACCAUAAGGACUUAGCGGCUGUAUUCCCAGCGUUACAGGUUGCUAAUGCCGCUGUGCAGACACAACAGAUAGUUGAUCAGGCUCGAUCAGAUCCCCUUGCUGUUUUGCGUGCCUUUCGAGCAGGGCGAAUGCCUCCCCCGCCUGGAGUAGACGCUCUGCUUAUGCAACAAUCCCCUAUGCAAUUAGCGCUCAAAGAAGCAAGGAAAGCUGGGGAAACAAUUGAUGAAUUUUCUGGGCAACUUUUCCCGUCUCAAGUUUUCCCUGUCAUACAGCGUCAACUUGCAAACGGUGGCAUUCUGAAUGAUUAUGAGCCUAUUCCUUUUAAACAACUGAAAGAGCUUAAAGCUGCUAAUAUUCUCCCCCCUUCUGACUGGAAAAGCUUGGCAAAGGCUGUGUUAAGUGGAGGUGAAUAUUUGCUUUGGACUUCCGAAUAUGCGGAACGGUUCUUCUUGUGCCCCUUUAUUACCAGUUCCUCAUUUUGGAGUGAACCCCAGAGGAUUAAUGCCUAAUGAUUUAUGGCAGAUGGAUAUCACACAUGUACCUUCUUUUGGAAAAUCUUCUUAUGUCCAUGUAACAAUUGACACUUUCUCUCACUUUGCAGUAGCCUCAGCCUUGUCUGGUGAAAGCUCUCUCAUGUAUGCAACCAUCUUUUGCAUUGUUUUAGCGUUAUGGGAACACCGAAAUCAUUAAAAACUGAUAACAGGCCAGCUUAUGUAAGUAGCGGUUUUGCAACCUUUUGUUGACAUUUUAAAAUUUACCAUAAAACUGGAAUUCCAUAUAAUCCAGAAGGCCAAGGCAUAGUAGAAAAAUUUAAUCAUUUAUUGAAAACUCAACUAAAGAAAAUAAAAAGGGGGACAUGAGGAAUUAAAGAUACUCCGUCCUCUAUGUUAUCACAUGCAUUGUUUGUUUUAAAUUUUUUGACAUUGGAUGAUGACAGAAAAUUGGCUGCAGAUAGACAUUGGAGUAAUAAAAAGAGAUAAACCAAUAGCAUAUUGGAGAAAUCCAAUAGACGGUAAAAUUUAUGGUCCUGAUCCUGUACUAAUUUGGGGCAGAGGAUAUGUUUGUUUUUUCCCUACAGACGAAACCUCACCACGGUGGAUACCGGAGAGAUACGUCCAUCAUGCCCAAAACCAAAAUGGGAAAACUGCGAAGAAAGAUGCAGAGACUGAUUCUAACCUAGACGAAUCCAUUGUGUGAACAAAUUAUAAUGCAGCAAGAUUGGGAUACCAAUGUUUCAACAGGAAUUCAUUGGGCUCUGAAUUUUCUCUAUAUAGAUUUAGCUAAAGGGACAAGAGGUUCUGGAACGCCUCCCUUAAAUUUUCCUUUAUGUCAAAGCACAAUCACUCCAAAAACAGAAUUUGCACCUUUAUGGAGAGCAUGUCGAGCUAACGAAACAGUGUGCAUUGAUUCCACUAUCUGUGAUUGGAAUAUGAUAGGAAAUCAAGGGCGACCAAUUAAUUUGGUCCAUUAAUCAAUUAAUCCAAUUAAUUGGUCCAAUUAAUUCAUUGAUUUGGAUUCAAAUAAAUAAUAAAUGGGCAAUGACUGCAGAGAGUUAUACAACUGAGUUUUAUAUGCGAGUUUGUGUUCCAGAACCUUAUGCCUUUUUAAGCGGACCACUAAAUAUUGUGAAUAGCAUAGUGAGUUGUACCGAUUGUGUAAUCUCUAAUUGUCUUAAUAGUAGCAGUAGUUCCUUCUUGUUAGUAAAGCAACCCGAUUACGUCUAUCUUCCUGUAAAUUUGACACAUUAUUGGUAUGCUGACAAGGGAAUGGAAAUCCUCCAAGAAACUUCUUUGCAAUUGAUAGAGAGAUCUAAGCGAAUGGUCGGAUUAAUAAUAGCCAGAAUAGCUGCGCUCAUUGCUGCCAUAGCAGUAACUACAGUAGCUUCUAUUUCUUUAACAACUAGUAUUCAGACAGCAGCUUAUGUUAAUGAAUUAUCAAUUAAUGUAUCUAAAGCGUUACAAAAUCAAGCUACUUGGGAUGAAAAGAUUGAACUGGGUCUCAAUUCCUUAAAGGAUACAGUAGACAUCCUGGGAAGACAGUUACAAAUUAUAGCUACUCAUGAAUCUCUCUUGUGUCAUGCAGAAUACCGAGCUAUCUGUGUGACUCCUGUUGAAUACAAUAAUACCAAAUUCUCUUGGAACAAAAUACAAGAUCAUCUUCAAGGCAUAUGGAAUAAUGCGAACACAUCAUUAGAUCUUAGGGAAUUGAGACAGCACAUUCACCAUAUGAUACAAUCGCACCAUAUAGAUCUUUCAGUAGCAACUCAAACUACUACAUUUAUAAGCGCUCUAAAAUCUACAUUUCCGUCCUUCAAAUCAUUUAGAAAUGGAAUUUAUGGGCUGAUAGUCAUUGCCAUAAUGAUAAUAAUAGGAAUUCUUGCUUGUCCAUGCUUGAUGAAAAUGAUAACAAAUAGACUCCAAAAUUUGCGUAUAAAUCUUAAAAAAUCGGACAUGGAAAACACAAAAAACAAACCACCACCACCCCUGGUCUAAUAAAAUAGAAAAGGGUGGAAUGAGGAAGACUGUUAAGCAAAACAGACCUGGCUGGCCUGAAAGGGUCAAACAGGGAACACGCGGCCCCUCCUGAAAGGGAAGGACUGCCAUGUGAAACUAGCAAGCAUAAGCUACAGCUUCUUCGUUCCGUGACCAAGAGCAGAACAUGUUCUGUGAAGAGAACGACUUUUGAUCACUGUACUGAUCAUAACACAAAAGAGUUAAUUAAGCAAUGAUGUAUUGCUGUCAGCCACAUGACUGUUAUCUGAUUUAAGUAUUGUAUACUCCUGUAGCUAAAAGAUAUAAAAACCCUGUAACAACAAUAAACUUUGCAUUUGCGCCA